CUACACGUUAGCGCGCGCUAGUGAUCCACAGACCGUUUUCUCUCCAGCAAGACAAGUUGUGUCGCUCUUUGUGAAGAGAGAAAGGGAGCUAUUUUGUAACCAACCAACCUAGCAACUUUAGGCUGCAGCACCGAAGUUGACGGAAAAGGUCUCAGGGAAUAUUUUUUUAUUUCUACUAGAUCCAAACAAACACUCCACCAUGUUUGAGGCUCGCUUGGUACAGGGAUCCAUCCUGAAGAAGGUUUUGGAGGCUCUGAAGGACCUGAUCACAGAGGCCUGUUGGGACGUUAGCUCGUCGGGUAUCUCUCUCCAGAGUAUGGACUCGUCCCACGUCUCCCUAGUUCAGCUCACCCUCCGCAGCGACGGGUUCGACUCCUACCGUUGUGACCGCAACCUCGCCAUGGGAGUCAAUCUUAGCAGUAUGUCAAAGAUCCUGAAGUGUGCUGGGAAUGAGGACAUCAUCACGCUCAGAGCAGAGGACAACGCAGACACACUCUCCCUAGUCUUCGAGACACUCAACCAGGAGAAGGUGUCAGACUAUGAGAUGAAGCUGAUGGAUCUCGACGUAGAACAGUUGGGAAUCCCAGAGCAGGAGUAUAGUUGUGUGGUAAAGAUGCCAUCGGGGGAGUUUGCCCGUAUCUGCCGUGACCUGUCUCAGAUUGGUGACGCCGUCAUGAUCUCCUGCGCCAAGGACGGCGUUAAGUUCUCGGCCACGGGGGAGCUGGGCACUGGCAACGUCAAACUGUCCCAGACCAGCAACGUGGACAAAGAGGAGGAAGCGGUGAGUAUUGAGAUGAACGAGCCAGUCCAGCUGAUCUUCGCUCUCAACUACCUUAACUUCUUCACCAAGGCCACACCCCUCUCCAAGACAGUCAUCCUCAGCAUGUCUGCAGACAUCCCCCUGGUGGUGGAGUACAAGAUAGCUGACAUGGGCCACGUCAAGUACUACCUGGCACCCAAGAUUGACGAGGAGGCUUCCUAAACCUCCCUGGUUCAAACUUCCAAUGGAAGAACAGAGAGGAGGGAGAUGUUGUUGGAGGGUGGUGAAGUAAUGUCCGAAUGGCUGACUUGACUUCGUCUGCAUCAUGGAAUCACUUGGUUUUAGUUUUAUCUGGAUACAUUCAUUGAUAUCAGCCGUUUGACUGAUGCAGUCUGACUUAAAUUUGAUACUGGCUAGACAAUAGUGGGGAUCUACUAAAGGCUUUUUCUGGGACUAGGGUUCUUGUUCUAGCUCAGGAGUACUUUUCAGAGUUAAUAAUCUGAUCUAGCCAGCUGUCUGAGGAAGAUCACAUGUCCACUCCAUCCCUCUUCUCUGUUUGGAAAACAAAUGCUCAUUCCAACUUGUAGAUAUGUCUGUAUAUAUGUUAUGUGGUCAUGUUCACCACUCCAACUUUUUUGUAUUUGUGAACUCCAAUAAAUAAAUAAUUUGA
Coregonus clupeaformis (lake whitefish) is the source of this 1430-nucleotide messenger RNA. Its product is annotated as proliferating cell nuclear antigen. The transcript is spliced from 6 exons. Bases 200 to 982 code for a protein of 260 amino acids. NCBI's taxonomy places the organism in Eukaryota, Metazoa, Chordata, Actinopteri, Salmoniformes, Salmonidae. Gene Ontology annotation, molecular function: DNA binding; DNA polymerase processivity factor activity. Gene Ontology annotation, biological process: regulation of DNA replication; mismatch repair; translesion synthesis. The record is from RefSeq and is a predicted model, not a curated record. Gene Ontology annotation, cellular component: PCNA complex.